AUGGCUGUGAUGAAGGCCUUGGCCUCGCUGAUGGAAAGGUGCUGCUUGUACACGAGCUGCUCGCUGGCGCUGCUGCCGUUGUCGUCCAAGACCUCGCUGGAGGGCAGCGACCCCACGUGCGUUACCGCGGAGGUAAUCCUGCAGAAGCUCGUGGAGUUUCAGUGCGGCGUCUCCGAGGUCUCCUGCGUGUACAAGAUGGACGGGGACUGCGACGACUGGCGCCGGAGGGACAAUCACAGCCAGUCAAGCAGCACAGUCUGCAUGCCACGCUUCAUCAAGGAUGCGACGUGCAAGCCCAGCACCCAGUGCGGCUACAUCCAGGACAACGCGUUCAUGAAGUUUCAUGAUUUCGAUUGUUCCAUCACGGCCACGUCGGUCUUUCCACCACGGGUGGACGGCACCAUCAAGUGCAAGCCCUCCUUCACGACCGCUGGCAUCUUGGUGAUCCUCGCGGCGGUGGUCCUCGGGCUCUCGUGCUGCGGGGGGUGCACGUGGUGGUGUUGUUGCCGCAGCCGCCGCCGCUGA
Prorocentrum cordatum is the source of this 525-nucleotide messenger RNA. The record is from the annotation of a GenBank genome assembly. Lineage: Eukaryota; Dinophyceae; Prorocentrales; Prorocentraceae.